AUGGCAGCAGAGUCUAACACAGGGUUUCACCGAGAUGGAACCUUAGGUUCUGCACUUAAUCGGCACGCAAUUUCGUUUCAAUCAGGGGCUAUAAACAGCGGUUGCACAACGGAUAUGAUUCCCAUGGGGAUGGGGUCUUACUAUGGGAUUAAUACUACUACUAGUAGUAGCUUGAUGCUGCCUGGGAAUUCCAGCAUGAUUAGUAAUAACACCAGUCCUGGUGGUAGUGGGAGUGGUGGAAUUGUUCAAGCUCAAGCUGGGAAUUCUUCUGCCUCUUCUUCGUUGCUUCUUGAUUCCGUUCCUGGCUUAAAGCAUGAUGCUGGCUUGGCUGUGGAGUGGUCCGUUGAGGAACAGUACAAACUUGAGGAAGGCCUUCACAAAUAUUCUGAUGAACCAAGUAUUCUGAGAUACAUAAAGAUUGCAGCCAUGCUCCGUGAUAAAACUGUUCGUGAUGUUGCAUUGAGGUGUAGAUGGAUGACGAGAAAGCGAAGGAAAGGAGAAGAUUAUAGCAUUGGAAAGAAGAUCAACAACAGGAAGGAUAAGCUGUUGGAAUCAUCCUCGAAGAUGAACAUGGUUGCAGCUUUACCACAUAACAUGGCUGCAUAUCCUAUAAUGAUGCACCAUAUGGACCAAAGUGAACCUAUGCCUUUUGAAGGAAUUAGUGGGACAGCUAGACUCUUGGACCAGAAUGCUCAAGCUUUUGGUCAGAUCUCAGCUAACCUUUCUACAUUCAAGGAUAACAUUGACCUCUUUUGUCACACAAGGAACAAUAUCAUUGCCAUCCUGAAUGAGUACGUGGAUUCUCAUAUGAGAGAGAUGCCUGGAAUAAUGAGUCAGAUGCCACCACUGCCUGUGUCCAUUAACGAGGAUCUUGCAAAUAGUAUAUUGCCCACUACAAUUCAGUCAGAUGUCAGAUCUGGAACAUUUAUCAGACAUUACACCUAUAAUUGUGCUGGCGAAGUAAUAUUGCUAGAUAGUAAAGUCAAUGAUAUUUGGCUCGCCUUCUGGAAUCCAACUGAAGCAGGAGCCAAGGUGCUGAUGGGGAAUUCUCAAGGUCGAUUUGGAUUUUAUCUGGUCUGUUUUGGUUUAACUUUCUGGACGGAAAAGACUAAGGGAUUAGCGGUUGAAACAUACGAGGUAAUACAAUCAGAACCUUAUUGGUAUCCUUAG
Molecule: messenger RNA, 1170 nt
Organism: Dovyalis caffra
Lineage: Eukaryota; Viridiplantae; Streptophyta; Magnoliopsida; Malpighiales; Salicaceae
Source: the annotation of a GenBank genome assembly